Gossypium arboreum is the source of this 743-nucleotide messenger RNA. Its product is annotated as auxin-responsive protein SAUR78. The record is from RefSeq and is a predicted model, not a curated record. Gene Ontology annotation, biological process: response to auxin. Lineage: Eukaryota; Viridiplantae; Streptophyta; Magnoliopsida; Malvales; Malvaceae. The transcript has a single exon. The coding region runs from base 170 to 604 and encodes 144 amino acids.
CAAAGACAUUGCACCCACCAAUGUACCCAAAACCCUUUUAAGUACCCCUUUUAUUGUUCAUCUUCAUGAGUGUAAAUUAAGUUUCCUUUUAGCUUCCAAAAAAAAAAAUCUCACCAUCUUUCCAUCAAAAUCCCAUACUUUUCCUUCCAUCCAAACAAGAUAUUCAUCAAUGAAGAAGAUAAAUCUCCUACUUAGGAAAUGCAAGAGCUUGUCAAGACAACUAGGAAGGUCAUCUUCAUAUAGUAGCUUAAGAUCGAAAUCAACUCGAGAAGAUCAUCACCGUUAUAUAUGGGAUCAUAUAAGAAGAAGAACGAGGAGGAACGAAGAUGGAGACAAUUAUGAUAAUGAUGAUGAACAUCAAUGUUACGAAACGGUUUAUGUUGGGAGUACGAGGAAACGAUACGUGGUUAGUUCGAAGUACCUUAAACAUCCAUUGUUGCAUGCUUUAAUAGAGAGGCCUAAACAAAAGCAUGGAGGGGAAGAUCACAUAUUGGUUAAAUGUGAGGUAGUUUUGUUUGAUCAUCUUUUGUGGAUGAUUGAGAAUUCUGAUCCAAAUCUCAUUUUGGAUUCAUUGGAGGAAUUGACUGACCUUUAUGUGUUUUGAAUCAAUUUACUUAUAUAUACAUACAUACAUAUGUUCUUUUAUUUAGUAUUCAUAUGAUGAUGAUGAUGAUUUAGAGGUUUAUUGUGAUAAUUCAAUAUUUGUUAAUGUCCAUUUUAUUAAUUAACUCUUAAUUGUGUUA